UUUUCCGCUCCAUUUUUUUUCAAGUCGAUUUUAUUUAGAGGCGGCGCCAGGGCGGCCGCGGAGAAACGUGACACACCAGCCCGCUCGGAGGGGUUCAGACCGGAGGGAGAGAGCCGCGCCGCGUCGUCCGCCUCCCAGCGCGCCGCGGGCACUUCCCCCGGACGCCCCCCAACUCCACGCGCCCCCCGCGCGCCCUCGGGCCGCCUCCCGCCCCGGGCUCCGGACAACUUCAGGGGUGGGGUGCAAAGAAAGUUUGCGGCUCCCGCCGCCGGCCUUCCGCCUCUCGGCCUAGGAGGCUCGCCGCCUGCCCGGCUCGCUCGGCCUCGCCCGGGACCGCGUCCCGCCCGCGCCGUCACCAUGAACAAGCUCUACAUCGGCAACCUCAACGAGAGCGUGACCCCCGCGGACUUGGAGAAAGUGUUCGCGGAGCACAAGAUCUCCUACAGCGGCCAGUUCCUGGUCAAGUCCGGCUACGCCUUCGUGGACUGCCCCGACGAGCACUGGGCGAUGAAGGCCAUCGAAACUUUCUCGGGGAAAGUAGAAUUACAAGGAAAACGCCUAGAGAUCGAACAUUCGGUGCCCAAAAAACAAAGGAGCCGGAAAAUUCAGAUCCGAAACAUUCCACCUCAGCUCCGAUGGGAAGUACUGGACAGCCUGCUGGCUCAGUAUGGUACAGUGGAGAACUGCGAGCAAGUGAACACGGAGAGUGAGACGGCAGUGGUGAAUGUCACCUAUUCCAACCGGGAACAGACCAGGCAAGCCAUCAUGAAGCUGAACGGCCACCAGCUGGAAAACCAUGCCCUGAAGGUCUCCUACAUUCCUGAUGAGCAGAUAGCACAGGGUCCCGAGAAUGGGCGUCGAGGAGGCUUUGGCUCCCGGGGUCAGCCACGCCAGGGCUCACCUGUGGCCGCAGGGGCCCCGGCCAAACAGCAGCAAGUGGACAUCCCCCUUCGGCUCCUGGUACCUACUCAGUAUGUGGGCGCCAUCAUUGGCAAGGAGGGGGCCACCAUCCGCAACAUCACGAAACAGACCCAGUCCAAGAUAGACGUGCAUAGGAAGGAGAAUGCGGGCGCAGCGGAAAAAGCCAUCAGCGUGCACUCGACCCCCGAGGGCUGCUCGUCUGCCUGCAAGAUGAUCUUGGAGAUUAUGCAUAAAGAAGCCAAGGACACCAAAACGGCUGACGAGGUCCCCCUCAAGAUCCUGGCCCACAAUAACUUCGUGGGGCGUCUCAUUGGGAAGGAAGGGCGUAACCUGAAGAAGGUGGAGCAGGACACCGAGACGAAAAUCACCAUCUCCUCGUUGCAGGACCUCACCCUCUACAACCCCGAGAGGACCAUCACCGUGAAGGGCGCCAUUGAGAACUGCUGCAGGGCUGAGCAGGAAAUCAUGAAGAAAGUUCGCGAGGCUUAUGAAAACGAUGUGGCCGCCAUGAGCCUGCAAUCUCAUCUGAUCCCUGGCCUCAACCUGGCUGCUGUGGGCCUUUUCCCGGCUUCGUCCAGUGCAGUCCCGCCACCGCCCAGCAGCGUCACCGGGGCUGCUCCCUACAGCUCCUUCAUGCAGGCUCCCGAGCAGGAGAUGGUGCAGGUGUUCAUUCCCGCCCAGGCCGUGGGCGCCAUCAUCGGCAAGAAGGGCCAGCACAUCAAGCAGCUCUCGCGGUUCGCCAGUGCCUCUAUCAAGAUUGCACCACCUGAAACACCUGACUCCAAAGUCCGUAUGGUGAUCAUCACUGGACCGCCAGAGGCCCAAUUCAAGGCUCAGGGAAGGAUCUACGGCAAGCUCAAGGAGGAGAACUUCUUUGGUCCCAAGGAGGAAGUAAAGCUAGAGACCCACAUACGAGUGCCGGCAUCGGCAGCUGGCCGGGUCAUCGGUAAAGGCGGCAAAACGGUGAAUGAGUUGCAGAAUUUGACAGCAGCUGAAGUGGUAGUACCAAGAGACCAGACCCCUGACGAGAAUGACCAGGUUAUUGUGAAAAUCAUCGGACAUUUCUAUGCCAGCCAGAUGGCUCAGCGGAAGAUCCGGGACAUCCUCGCCCAGGUUAAGCAGCAGCACCAGAAGGGACAGAGUAACCAGGCCCAGGCACGGAGGAAGUGACCAGCCCCUCCCCAUCCCAUCGAGUCCAGGACAGCGGGCGGAAACCGAGAGCGUGCGCUCCCCAUCAGGCCUGAGAAUGUGUGGGAAUCCGGGACACCCCGGCUGGGUUGAGGAUCAGGUUUGCCCACUUGCUUGAGAAAGACGUUCCGUGAGGAACCCUGAUCAACUGGCCCCACACUGCCCACCCCUCAGGGUGUCAUCAUUGAAAUUCCAGCUCAGGGUGCUUUUAAACGUGGAUUAUAAGGAGCCCCACCAGGAGAGGGUGGCUCAGACCCCAGAGGAAAGAGAAAUAAAAUUUUUUUCAGGUUUUUAAAAUAAGCAGAGGGGGGAGUUUUAAUCAGCCUCAAAGGAUGGUUUGUUUCUUGACCUUAAAGUCUUUCCCGCCUUCUUCCCUCUGGUUAAUUGGUGCUGAUACUGCCUCUUCUUAUAUUUACAUGAAUUGUUUGAGCUGUACUUCUACUAGAAAAAAAAUGUGAACGAAUGCACUGCUUUACUUUUAAUAUUGAUUCAAGGAAAAGGACCUGUUGAUAUCUACAGUCUAAUUCCAAUCCCCCCUUGCCAGUCAAUAGGUACAAUAAGGAAUAAAAAAGGGGGUAAAAUGGGGAGAAAGAUGAUUGAAAUGCAUAAUAAUCCACGUUUAAAAGGAGCGCCCUGAUUAUUCCAGAUUGCCAUCAUGAAAAAUUGGCACAACUGAAAUUUCUCCCACUCUGUCGGGGCUUUCCCACCACAUUCGUGUCCCUCUAACCAUAGAGGUCCCACAUCCUGUCCAGGUGCACAUAGGUGGUGUGGAAUGCUCAGCAGGGUGGGGGCUCACCACUGUCCCUGAUUCCCAUCAUUCUCAGGCAGAUUUUAUAUUUUUUUUUAAAGUCUAUUUUAAUGAUUGGAUGUGAGCACUGGGAAGGGGAUAGAUGCUAACUCCCCUUGAUAAAGUCUCAGUUCCAUGGAGGACUUGAGUGGCCCCAAAGGCUGCCAUGGUGCCCUUACCCCUAGCCCAUGUGCUCUUAUAAGGGCUGGUUCCCAGAGGCAGGGGUGGCGGGGCACUUCUGGCCACGGCACUGUUUCCUUGGUGGUGGUGGGACUUGGAACCCAACCCUGAGCUCCUGAUAAAGCUAAAGUCCAUCAUCUGGCAAAUUCAGUAAAUUGGAGAGUACUUGCUUCUGUUUUUAUCCGAGAGGAAUAUUUAACUGAUGCCUUCUGCCUCCAUAUGUAUCAUUAUUGGCUCAGUGAAAGAAGGUGUGUCUAAACAAAAUUUAGAAUGCCAGCAGCAUUAUACACAAAGGAGUAAAGGAACUUAAUUUAUUAAUUUACCAGGCUCAAUAAGAUCCUGUUGGAAAUUUAGCCUUUGUGGAGGACAGGAGCCAUCAGUUAAAUGAGGUUAGGCCUCCCCUCUCAAUGUACUGAUCGACAAUGCAUAUUAGCCAGGUAAUGCACUUUAGCUACCCUGGACAAUACUAUCAAGUGUGCUGGGAAGGGAGGAAGGCCGCUCUCUACACAUGUGGGAAAGCCCAUGCGUGGAGUUCCCCUCCUUUCAACAUUGCAACAACAACAGUAACAACAAGACAACCACGACAUGUGGGCGUAGUCAGGCAAUGCUGUGUGUGAAGUAAACUACCUCAAGGUAUGAAGUUACCUCAGCAAUUAUGUUCCUUUUUGUUCCCCAACCCCAUUAAAAAAAUUUUUUUUUGAUUUUUUUUUUUUUUUGCAGCUUGCUGAUAUUUUAUAUAAAAAAGAAAAGAAAAGCAAAAGAGAAGCUGAUAGUCUUGAAUAUUUUAUUUUUUUAAUGAAAAGAAAAAAAUGAGAAAGUUAUGUUUCAUAAUUUCUUACAACAUGAGCCAGCAACCCUUUAGGAACUCUCUAUGGAGAACAGGCCCGGUGGGAAAGGCGGCCGGGGCUGGCCCCUUGGAGGAGGCUGGGGUCCAGGUUUAAGAGAGCCCAGAGGGGCUGAGCCCAGAGCCUUGCCUAGCUCUGAUCUGAUGUCUAGAUCCCUGAGCUGCUGGCUGCUGCUGGAAUAACCUACCUGAUAGGAUCAGAAGGCCUAGCAGAGCUGGGGUCCUCCGGCGGCAAAACAACAGUGACUGACAACCUCCUGGCCUUGGGGUCCCUUCCUUCCUCCUUUGAUUAAAUGACAUCUCCGCCAGUUUUUCCCACCAGUGGUGCUGUUGAGAUAUUUUAAAAUAUUGCCUCCGUUUUAUCGAGGAGAGAAAUAAUAACUAAAAGAUAUACCCUUUGUUAAAAAAAAUCUAUAUUUCUCCGUCU
Molecule: messenger RNA, 4347 nt
Organism: Carlito syrichta (Philippine tarsier)
Lineage: Eukaryota; Metazoa; Chordata; Mammalia; Primates; Tarsiidae
Gene: IGF2BP1
Product: insulin like growth factor 2 mRNA binding protein 1
Exons: 15
Coding region: 358-2091 (577 amino acids)
Biological process (GO): nervous system development; regulation of gene expression
Cellular component (GO): cytosol; cytoplasm; nucleus
Molecular function (GO): mRNA 3'-UTR binding
Source: RefSeq, a predicted model, not a curated record